Messenger RNA from Trachymyrmex septentrionalis, 2964 nucleotides. RefSeq lists its product as uncharacterized. NCBI's taxonomy places the organism in Eukaryota, Metazoa, Arthropoda, Insecta, Hymenoptera, Formicidae. The transcript has 13 exons. Gene Ontology annotation, molecular function: odorant binding; olfactory receptor activity. Gene Ontology annotation, biological process: sensory perception of smell; detection of chemical stimulus involved in sensory perception of smell. Gene Ontology annotation, cellular component: plasma membrane. The coding region runs from base 1 to 2964 and encodes 987 amino acids. The record is from RefSeq and is a predicted model, not a curated record.
AUGAACUCGCUAAAAUUCAUAUUCGCAAUUCUCACAAUUGCUGGAUGCUGGCGACCGUUUUCGUGGACUUCGCUGAUCAAACAUGCAUUAUAUGACGCCUAUACAUUAUUAGUAAUUAGUAUCAUGUACAGCUUUACAUUCUCACAAUUUAUGGAUGUUGUCCUGAACGUUAAUAAUCCAGAUGAUUUUACUAAUACUCUAUACACAAUGUUGACUAUGUUCGCUGCAGACUAUAAAAUACUCAAUCUGUUUCUGAAUCACGAGAGUUUCGCGGAGUUAAUACAAAAUCUUACGGAAGGAACAUUUAAACCAUUGCUACUUGUUGAAAUUGAAAUUCAAGGAAAAUUUGACAAGAUAAUACAGUUCAUCGCAAAGUGCUAUACCAUACUGAUUAUGAUUACUUACACAGGCCAUGUUUUGAUAAUGUUACUGACAAGUUUCAAAAAGAGGCAGUUAGCAUUUAGAGGAUGGAUACCAUAUAAUUAUUCGUCAUUCAUAUUAUUUUCUCUUACAUAUGCUCAUCAAUAUGUAGGCGUGAUAUUUGCGUGUCUUGUUAGCGUUGCUUGUGACAGUCUCAUUGUUGGUUUGUUAUUGCAUGUGUGCUGUCAAAUUACGAUCUUACAGUAUCGUUUGAAAAGUCUUAUAAAUGGCCAGAAUACUCUACGUGACUGUGUACUCCAACAUCGUCACAUAAUCGAAUUCGCAUAUGCAACUAAUAAGAGAUUCACGAGGAUGAUUGCGUUUCAAUUCGUAGCAAGUACAUUCGUAGUCUGCUCAAAUUUGUACCAAUUAACUAGAACUAAAUUAAUUGUAGAUUUUAUUGCGUUUUUUGCAUAUACAUUGUGCGUACUUGUACAAAUUUUUAUCUAUUGCUGGUUUGGAAAUAAACUGAAACUCAUGGUAUGCAUACUAAUAUUAUCGAAUUUAAUCAAUUUCAUAAUGCACAUUCUGAAAUUAACACGUACAAUUUGUAUGAUUACUGGAUGCUUCCGACCGCAAUCGUGGACGUCUUUGUUUAAAUGGAUAAUUUACGACAUCUACAGAUUUUACGUAAUUAGCAUGAUGUAUACUUUCACAUUCUCACAAAUAAUGGACAUUGUUAUAAAUGUUGAUAAUCCUAACGACUUCACUAAUAAUUUGAAUAUGAUGUUAAAUAUGUCAGCUUCGUGUUAUAAGUUUUAUAUUGCCUCUUCAAGUUAUAAAAACAUUAUUACAUUAAUUAAUUAUCUUACUGAAGAACCAUUUAAACCAUUAGAUUUGGGUGAAAUAAAAAUUCGACGACAAUAUGAUAAAAUAAUACGAAACAAUACUUUGCGCUACACGAUCAUGAUUACGACAGCAUGGACAUUUAUGACUUUGAUGUCGUUGCUCACUAACUUCAGACACAGAAGAUUAACAUACAGAGGAUGGAUACCGUAUGAUUAUUCGUCUUAUACAAAAUUUUGUUUUACAUAUGGUCAGCAACUAUUAAGCACGUUCCACGGUGCUUCCAUAAAUGUUGCUUGCGAUACUCUCCUGUGCGGAUUCUUAAUGCAUAUAUGUUGUCAGAUUGAGAUCUUGGAGCAUCGCCUAAAAAAACAUUUGUGCAAUCAAUUUAGUCUGAGCUAUUGCAUACGCCACCAUAACCGAAUUUUUGAAUUUGCGCAGAUGGUAAAUACAAGAUUUACACAAAUAAUUGGAUUUCAGCUUAUGGCAAGUACAAUGGUAACAUGUUCUAAUUUGUAUCAACUGACUAAGUCAACUUUAAAUGCAGAUCAUUUUGCGCUAAUAAUGUACACAUGUGCCACGCUAAUACAAAUUUUUGUUUAUUGUUGGUUUGGAAACAAAGUCAAAUUAAAGAGUUUGCAUUUAACAGACAGUAUUUUUCAAAUGGAGUGGUCAGUUGUAGAAAAUAGUAUUAAAAAAGACAUCUUAAUAAUUAUGAAGCGUGCAAUGACACCAAUUGAAAUUACUACUGUAUAUAUUCUGACUAUAAAUUUGGAUUCCUUCGUAGCGGUUUGUGUAAAAAUUGUUUUAAAUGUUGAUAAUCCUUACGACUUUACUAAUAAUUUAAAUAUGCUCUUGACUUCAUCUGCUGCAUGCUAUAAGAUGUUUAUCGUGUGGUUAAAUUAUGAGAAGAUUGCAGCAUUAAUUAAUUGUCUUAUCGAAGAACCAUUCAAACCAUUAAAUUUGGGUGAGAUAAAAAUUCAGCGACAAUACGAUAAAAUAAUACGAAACAACACGUUACGUUAUACGAGCUUGAUCGGAACAACAUGCUCGUUCAUUGCCCUCAUAUCAUUAUUCACUGAUUUUAGACACAAAAGAUUAACAUAUAGAGAAUGGGUACCAUAUAAUUACUCGUCUUACAUGACUUAUUAUUUUACAUACGCUCAGCAAAUGAUAAGUACUUUCCAUUGCGCUAGCGUAAAUGUCGCUUGUGAUACUCUCCUAUGUGGCUUAUUAAUGUAUAUAUGUUGCCAGCUCGAGAUCUUGGAAUAUCGCUUAAAAAAUAUCUCAAAUAAUGAAUUUACUCUGGGUUUUUGCGUACGUCAUCACAAUCGAAUUUUAGAAUUUGCUCAAUUAGUGAAUGUGAGAUUUACAAAAAUAGUCGGAUUUCAGUUUAUGGCAAGUACGAUGGUAAUUUGCUGCAAUUUGUAUCAAUUGACCAGUUCGGCUUUGAGCACAAAUCAUAUUCCAUUAAUUAUGUAUACAUGUUGCAUGUUGACACAAAUAUUUAUUUAUUGCUGGUUUGGAAACAAAGUUAAAUCCAAGAGCCUUCAACUAACGGACAGCAUCUUUCAUAUUGAGUGGCCAAUUUUAGACAAUAGCAUCAAGAAGAGUCUCUUAGUAAUUAUGAAGCGUGUAAUAAUACCCAUUGAAAUUUCUACUGUAUAUAUUCUAACCAUAAAUUUGGAUUCUUUUGUGGCGUUACUUAAAACAUCGUACUCUGUUUACAAUUUAUUAGUACGAGUGCAAGAAUACUAA